Trichomycterus rosablanca is the source of this 5285-nucleotide messenger RNA. It is a transcript of the gene akna, whose product is annotated as AT-hook transcription factor. Bases 575 to 4630 code for a protein of 1351 amino acids. Gene Ontology annotation, cellular component: centrosome. The transcript has 24 exons. Gene Ontology annotation, biological process: neuroblast delamination; epithelial to mesenchymal transition; neuroblast division in subventricular zone. The record is from RefSeq and is a predicted model, not a curated record. Lineage: Eukaryota; Metazoa; Chordata; Actinopteri; Siluriformes; Trichomycteridae.
GAGACUGAAGUACUGAAUGAGAGGGUGAAGGAGAGAUUUUACCUCAGCAGAGGCGCUUUAAACUCGCUGUAUUAGCUCUCUAACCGAUAUAUUAUAUUAACGGAAAUGUUACAAACAUGGCUGUAUGUUACUGAAUAGAAAAUGUCUUUAGGUAAAUGAGUGUUCUGGCGGCUGGGUGUUGGAGGUGAUGGUGCUGGAGGUGAUGAUGGUGGGCGGGUGGAAUCGUUUCGUUUGUGUGUUCUCAAGGUAACAGAGAAACGAACCGAGGCCUCGAUUCCACCAACACUGAUUCAGUACAACCGAGCAAACAAGCUGCUUUUACAUUCAAGUUAAGUUUAGGAUACCAGAGUUAAGAUUGGUGUGACUGAAGUCGUCACCACACAACCUGGUUAUUCCCAGAGUAUGUGCUGCUAGUAACACAGCCAUGGCAUUACUAGCAUUGACGGCAAACUCUGACACUCUGUUUAGCAAGUGGACCAAAAAACAACAUGCACGUUAUGGCAAGGUAGUGUGCUAACCACAAAAAAGAGGGAGAACAGAGAAGAGACGAAGUAACACCAAGGCAGAGGCGGUCAUGUGGACCCCUGCCUUAGGAUACUCCUCACCACCCAGCCCAGUCAGCUCACAGCUUAGCUGGGAUCAGGAUGAAGAAGAGGACUUUCAGAGCCAAAUGGAUGAGAAUGGCAUCAUUGGCCAUAGAGAGAUGGAGAAAGAAGGAGAGGUUGCUUUAGAGGCAGAGGGGGACCUGUUUUUGGAUGCUGGAACUCCAGAACCUGAGGAAGGCCCACCCUCUGCGCUGGAGGAUCUUAACUGCCACCUGAGUGAACUGCUGGACUCUGAGCCUCUUUCUCAGCCUACUGGGGAUAAUUGCUUUUCACUGUCACACAACUCUAGUGAGCAUAGUGUUUCCCUGGAGGACUGGAGUGAUGAUGGACAGAACCUUGAUGAGGAAGGUCCAGAUCAAUUCAACAGCCACAGACCCACAGCCAAAACGCUUGAAGAUGUGAAGAUAAAUGAUGCAACUGAGGUAAAAACCAAAAACCUUCAACAAAAAAUGGAUCCCAAGUACAUCUGGUUGGAGAGUCGUAAUGCAGCCUGUAAUAAAACAACAGAGCAGGACCUGUCUCGGAUGUCAGAAACUCAAAGAAGAGCCCACUCACAGAGCGGUGCUGAUGAGAUAAGCUACGUCAUCUCAACUUCCCCCAGAAGCGAUCGUCCUGCUCAGGUUCUAUCCAGCCUCACUCGUGACAUUGAAUCUGAAAUAUUCUCAGAGAGCCGAGCCGAGUCUGACACCAGUAGACUUAGCCAUUCCCACAGAACUUUCCACCCUGGAGCUAAUACCACUCCUCUGCUCCCAUCACCACUAAAAAUAAACUCUCUAUAUCAGGAAACUCAUCAGGUGUUUAGUUCUGUAAAGGUUCAAUCUAAAGAUCGGACUUCUCCUACAUCUGCUGCACCGCUUAGCACUUACCAACACAGAAGACUUUACAGCCACGGACUCUCCAAAACAUCUCACACCGAUCUGAAUGAUGUCAGAAAGGGGCAACUAAGUCACGCACUACCAGACUUUUCCAAAAUUGAGCCCAGGGUUCGCUUCCCCAAGAGCAGCUACAAGCCACCCAAGAGUCGAAGGCCUCGAAGUGAGAGAAACUCUCAAGCAAAAGCUCCUGUGGUGUUCAAAUCCCCUGCUGACAUUGUAAGAGAGGUUCUGUUGAGCAGUACCGAAGGUCUCUCAGAUACUGCAGCCUGUGCCGAGACACAGAAACCUCUGAACACUACAGUGCCUGAGGAGUUACGCUGCCCUCUGCAGGCCACCAACCUCGUACAACAGCUUCAGGAUGAUUACAAUAAGCUACUAACCAAGUAUGCAGAAGCUGAAAACACCAUUGACAGACUACGUUUAGAAGCUAAGGUGCACCUGCAUUCAGACCCGCCUAAGCCCAGCCAGCCUCUUCUGUCUGGUGUUAUGAAUGAUGGGAGGAAAGUUUUGACCCUGAGUUUUCCCCAGGCUCAGAGGGCAGAGCUCAGCACAGAUGCUGUUCAGUCAACUCACGAGAUGCUCACCUCAACUACCAGAGGGACACCCACUCACCCCAUCGUAGAAUCUGUAAAUUCUUUCAGAGGGCCAGAAUCUCUCACCGCAACACAGCAAGCUGAGGCCGUCUUCCAACAGAUGCAGGGAUUUCAGCUAAAGGUCGAUGAGUUUGAGAAACUUUUGAAGAGUGAAAGACUUGAUCCCUAUGAGCAGAUACAGAGGUUUUCUCAGUUGGUGCAGAGACAGGAGUCUAUAGAGAGGGCUUACCUCACUGCAAGAGAGAAACAUCGGCAGCUACAGAAGCAGACAGGAGGCACGUCUGACCAGUUCGACCCUGACAGGGACCUUGAAGGUCUGAUUUUUCAGUCAGGAAUGCGAUUGGAAGAACUAAAAGAGAGCAUGGAACAGACCACGCAGGAUCAGACCUCAUUAGAACCUACUGCAAGCCUGCCCUCUCCUGACCAUCAGCUCUGUGUGACUCUAAAUGAGAUGGAGCCCAAGCCUAAGAGUCCAAUUUCUGUUCCUCAUCCAGAGGUCAUGUUCGGGUUGGAAGUGACUUCACUUAGUGAGGAAAGUAAUAGUAACCGAGAGGAGCAUGAGGAGAUAUUUCUACCUUUCUUCAGUUCCCUAAACCACAAACACCAGCGUAUGGAGACAGACCUCAGCCACCUUAUGAAUGAAUCCCAAAACCUCAGAGAGUUUUCCAGGAUACCAGAUAAAGGCACAGCUGAGGAGGAUCGUUCCUCUUAUCCUGCCAGGUAUGAUCAAAUAAACAAUGAACAGCGGUGGAGGACGGAAGACGAGAGGGACUCAAACCAUCCUGUCCAGCCACUGCCAAUGGCGGACUCAAUGUCAGGCCAUUCUUGUAGCUCGCUUGUGAGUAACUCUAUGGAAACUUUCCCAGAGAUCCCUCUUCCAGAUUCCCUCUUUAGAUUACCAGGGCAACAUGACAGUGGGAAGAGAGCUACAUCUGGCAGAAAAUCCCAUAACAUGCUGGGAGAAAGUGCAGCCACAGAGAAAAGGGACUCUAAGGAGAGUGCUGGAGUCCUGAAAGCUCCACUACAGGAUGGCGUGAUAUCUCCAGAGACUGACAGUGGGUUUAUGGGCUCAGAAAGCAGUCGACAGACUCCAGCAGCACACAGUCCUGUCCAGCAGAGGACAGCAGUGAGGGUGACCAGACCAUCUGUCACCCCGAACAAGUGCAAAAUAAAUCCUGAAACGGUGGCUUUUAGCGGCCAGGGUAACACUACCUUCCCCUCUCACACACAGCCCUCUUCAGACCGCCCUAGAGACCGUGCCAAUGCCUCUGGAGAUACGCCAGGAUCCUUGGGUAGAAAAGGAAAAGGAAAGGCAGAGAGGCGGCAUUCACACAGCACCUUUACCUCCAGCUCCUCUCAUCACUGGCCCAGCAGGCCCCUCCAGCCUUCACCUAUUGGGCACAUCAGUGAGCUGCAGAGUGACCGUGUGCCUUCUCUAUCAGAAGAUGAACCCAGACAAGGCAGAAGCCUCAAUACCAAAAACCCCACCCUAACUGUACCCCAUCACCACAGUGAACACCGCAAAACCCAAACACGUGUCCAGCUGACCAAUCAACACGAGGCAUUUCAGUCCCUGCAUGAAGAGGUGGACAGACUCAAGGAACACCUAGAAGAGAGUCUCAGAACAACCAGUCCACUCAAGCGUGCUUCCCAUCACGCGUCCACACCUCAACGUAAUUUCAGAUCUUUGGAAAGAAAGACAGACAGCAAAAGGAGUGAGAAUGAGGAAAAGAAGAGACAAAAUAGCAUGCCAAGAAGGAGAUCGACAUCUGUGCCCCGUCUCAGACCGCAGCUAGAUAUCACUACAGAUUCAGAGCAGUCUGAACCCAUUACACCAAGUCACAGCUCAAACCGCCCUAUAAUGACACACACAUUUCAGAGAGGAAGAACAAGCCCCAGGACAAGCACAAGACCCCGACCGAGCCGUCACAUACGGAGCAGAUCAUCUGACAGAUCAGAAGAGAGAAAUAAUGAGGACCGUAACCGACGGCCUAUUCAGAUGUGCCCAAACUGUUCGGUACGGCGUGUUAAAACCCCUGCACAUGCAUUAAGAAUUGCUGACUCACCCGGUCAUACUCGUGCUUACUCUAAUUGCUGUCCACUGUGUGGAUCAUUAAAACCUGGAAGAGAAACUGUUGCUUCCCCAGGAAAACAAAGCUCUGCUCAGAUAGAGACUUGGCCUGUGAGGUCCACAUACAAGCAGAGAGGAAAUGUGUACUUUGCAGUAGCUCCUCCCCCUCCAGUGCUAAGUGUGCCUGUGGUCCAGUAUGUGCCUGUGUGUUCCCCAGUCCACUACUACUCCAGUCCCCUGCCAUCAUCCUCCUCCUUCCAAAAGCCUCAUUACGCCUCGCCGAGUGAGAAAAAAAGCCACAGAGAAAGGGACAGGGGUUUUCACAGACGCUCACACUCGGUGGACGCACAGCAGUCCGUGAACGACUCUCUGGACCGCGCCAUUGCUGCCACCAGCAACAUGGGAGAGGUGACACGACGCAUGGCACACAGUCUCGCUACAGGACUGCAGCACACCAGGUCACUCACACAGUCCUGCAUCUAUUAAUGUGCAUCACUGCUUUGUACUCGGUAGAAUGACUCGAAGGUGAACGUUCAUCUAAACUUGGAAUAUUUGGGACUCGUGCAGCCUUUUUUCUGUCAUGUUAACUGUUGAUCACACACAUUGAUCACACUGUACACUCACUGUUUAUGGCUGUGUAGCCAUUGGGAGAAAUUGCAAUUCAGCUUUAGGCCUUAUUUAUAGGACUAUUGGUAUCUGUAGGAUUUGUAUUAGUGUUUCAUUCAUUCAUUGUCUGUUUUACCAUCCUGGUCAGGGUCCCGGUGGGUCUCAUUUAAUGGGCAAAAGCCAGUCCAUCACAGGGAGGGCUCUUAAUUGUCGCAGCGGUCUACUGUGCUAGCCCACCACCAAUGAGAUCCAAGGUCUGAAUCUCAGCAGUGCCAUGGGCUAGUCAGGUGUUUACACAGACAUGACUGGCUAUGGUUGGGGGGACUGAAGCCCUGUGAUGGAUUGGAGACCUGUCCAAUGUGUUUUUUUUUUUUUUAUUCAUGGCGAAGAAUGGCCCUGCGGCCACCCAGACAUGGAUAAAGUGUUUUAUGGGAAUAAAAUGUUUAAAACAGUUUAAAUGUGUUGCGUUUGUGCCGAAAAAUCUGUUUUCAAAAUGGGAACUGCUGUUAAGUGUAAUUAAAUAUUUCUUCUUUUC